This is a messenger RNA of Nematolebias whitei (Rio pearlfish), 1024 nucleotides long. Its product is annotated as pyruvate kinase PKM-like. Gene Ontology annotation, molecular function: pyruvate kinase activity; potassium ion binding; magnesium ion binding. Bases 83 to 1024 code for a protein of 313 amino acids. Gene Ontology annotation, cellular component: cytoplasm. The transcript has 7 exons. The record is from RefSeq and is a predicted model, not a curated record. Gene Ontology annotation, biological process: glycolytic process. Lineage: Eukaryota; Metazoa; Chordata; Actinopteri; Cyprinodontiformes; Rivulidae.
UCGAGCGGACGACACAGACGCAGGACGGAACAAAGACAGAGAACAUUCAGACUUCAACGACCUGAGUGGACGGGACUUUCUGAUGGACAGUUUAUUGAAUAUGGCUCGCAUCAGGCGCUACUCAGAUGUGAUGACAAUGCCGGACUCGUUCAUUCAGCGCCAGCAGCUCGACGCCAGCAUGGCCGACACUUUCUUGGAGCAUCUCUGUCUGCUGGACAUCGACCAGGAGCCCAUCACAGCUCGCAACACCAGCAUCAUCUGCACCAUCGGACCUGCGUCUCGAUCCAUCCCCAAACUCCAGGAGAUGGUUAAAGCUGGGAUGAACAUCGCUCGCCUUAAUUUCUCUCACGGCUCCCAUGAAUACCACAGCGAGACCAUCAAAAACAUCAGAGAGGCCGUGGAGACCAUCACCUCUGACCCCCUGUGUUAUCGACCUGUGGCCAUUGCCUUGGACACCAAGGGUCCAGAGAUCCGCACCGGCUUAGUGAAAGGGAAGGUGGAUGAAGAGGUGGAGCUGGUGAAAGGACGCCACGUGCGAGUGGUGACAGCAGAGAGUGACAAAGACAAGACAGACGGGGAGAUAAUCUGGGUGAACUAUCCCAGCUUGCACAAAGUCCUGCAGAAGGGAAGAAGAAUCUACAUCGACGACGGCCUCCUCGCUCUCAGAGUGAUAGAAAUAGGAGAGCUGAACAAGAACCCCUCUCAGUCUGGCAGCGUUCCUGCUCCAACCGACAGCUGGCUUUCUGUCGCUGGUACCACUGACACAGUGGAGCCUUAUUUGAAGCCAUUUUCACCUUCAAUGGGCUUCUUCCAACCGUUGAGCACCAGACGCUUUUGGAGAGAGCUGGACCUUCAGAGAGCCAGCACAAAACCACACAAUGGUCCAGAUAGAGUCCAGAUAAUCCGGAGGAAUCCGGAUGAAAAAGUCCGGGUGAGCUCUAGAGAAGACACAGAACCUCCAAGCAACUCUUCCCCGCUCGAGAGGCUUCCUGGGCCGGCAAGCAGCUCUCAGAUUGACCCAUGA